Molecule: messenger RNA, 484 nt
Organism: Paramecium sonneborni
Lineage: Eukaryota; Ciliophora; Oligohymenophorea; Peniculida; Parameciidae
Source: the annotation of a GenBank genome assembly
UCUUAGAUUAAUGUUUAUUUUAAAUCGUUUAACCUUUAUUAAACAUUGAAGAAUUUAAAUUCAGAUUAACCAAUAAUCAGCUGAAAAAUUUUUUAAAAAAAGUCAGAUUAAUUAUAUAUAAAGGGCAUUUUUAAUAAGGAAAUAAAAAAUAUGAUGAAACAAUAAAGGAUUAAACAAAUGGCAUGUAAAUUAAUUCACAUUAUGCUGAAGUUUAUUAUAAAUUAAGAAAUGCUUACAGUCGUUUAAUGUAAUUUAAUGAAGCCAUUUAAGAAAUAAAAAAAUCCCUAGCUGAAAUAUAUUAAAAUAGAGGCAUUUAAUAUUUUAAGGCAUUAUUAAACAAUAAUUAAAACAAUAUACUAAUGUGAUUGAAGACUAUUAUAUUACAAUUAAGAUUAACCAAAAUCAUGCUGGUGCAUAUUGUAAUAGAAAUAAUUAGCUUAUUUUUACAAAUUAGGACUAAUUAACCAGGAAUUUAAAAAGCAUU